CUCCAGCAUUCAUCAUGGCAGACACUCACCAGUGCCCAGUGUAAUCUCCAUGAAGAGUGACCAGUCAAUGGAUCUCCCUGUGACAUUUACAGGAGGACAUGAAGACAUUAGCAGUCAUCAUGGCAGACAAUCACCAGAACCCAGUGAAAUCUCCAUGAAGAGUGACCAGUCAAUGGAUCACCCAGUGACAUUUACUUCAGCAUAUGAGCCGUCAGAGAAUUCCACUCCUGUUGCUUCUAGUCAACACACUACAGAACCUGGAGGUGUCCUCUGUGCUGUUUGCCCAAAGAGGGCUUUCAAGUCCUGUGUGACCUGCAUGGCCUCCUUCUGUGAGAUCCACGUGAGGCAGCACUACACAGCCCCAGCACUGCAGAGACACAGGCUGGUGGAGGCCACUGAAGACCUGGAGCAGAGACUCUGCCCACGACACUACAGACAACUGGAGCUCUACUGCAAGACUGACCAGACUGCAAUAUGUGUACUGUGCAUGGCAGUUGAACACAUUGGACAUGACAUAACAGAACUGGAAGAACAUCAGCAAAUGCAAAUGAACAAAUCAGAGAUGGAAAAAAAGACAGCUGUGCCUCCUCCUGGGCCCAUUGAGUUCACCUCAGUGAAGCCAGACUCUGUGUGUGUGCGCUGGGGACCUCCUGAGGGACUGACUGGACCCCACAGAUCCAGGGUCUCAUGGACCGGUGAAGGGAACCAGGGGCAUCUUGAAGUGCAGGACCUGAAACUACAGGUUCAGGAGCUCACUCCAGGAGAGAAGUACACAUUUACUGUGGCCACCCUCAGGGAUGAUGACAGACGGAGUCCAUGUGUGUCUGCAGCUGUGCAAACAGAUAUUCCUCCACCUGAGGGUCUUACUAUGGAUAUGCAUUCGACAUCAGUCACAGUAACAUGGAGCAAACCAGCAGGAGUUGAUCAGGCCUCAUACUUACUGACCCUCUGCUGUGAUGGGGAAUCUCUACAGACCACUUCCACCAGAUCCCUUCAGCACCGCUUUUCUGAGUUGGAAAUGGAGAGGAGAUACACUAUCAGUGUUUGCUCAGUGCUGAAAGAGGGGCAGAGCAAACCCAUCUCUGAAGACAUCAGAACAAGUGUUCCAGUCCCAGAGAAUCUGACUGUGACUUCAGUGACUCCAACAUCAGCUGAUCUCAGCUGGAGUCUGCAUCAGGGGAUGGAGCAGAUUCCACACAGCUUCCUGAUCUCCUACCACAGUGAAGGGACUGAACCACAGACCGUCUCUACAGAGUCCUGCAGCACAACUCUUACAGACCUGCAGCCAGACACUCAGUACACUGUCAGUGUCUGCUGUAAGCUCAGAGAUGGCAGAAGGAGUCAGGCUACUUCAACUGUCAUGCACACAGCUGUCCCUCCUCCUGGGCCCAUUGAGUUCACCUCAGUGAAGCCAGACUCUGUGUGUGUGUGCUGGGGACCUCCUGAGGGACUGACUGGACCCCACAGAUUCAGGGUCUCAUGGACGGGUGACAGCAGCCAGGGACAUCAGGAAGUGAAGGACCUGAAACUACACAUUCAGGAGCUCACUCCAGGAGAGAAGUACACAUUUACUGUGGCUACCUUCAGAGAUGAUGGCAGAUGCAGUCAAUGUGUGUCUGCAACUAUGCACACAGAUAUUCCUUCACCUGAGUGUCUUACCGUGAAGACGAAUGUAACAUCAGUCACAGUAACAUGGAGCAAACCAGCAGGAGUUGAUCUGGCCUCAUACUUAUUGUCCCUCUACAGUGAAGGGGAAUGUCUACAGACUGUGUCCACCAAGUCUCUGCAGCACCAGUUUUCUGGCUUAGAAGUGGGAAGAGAAUACUCCAUAACUGUUUCCACCGUUCUUAAAGGGGGACAGAGCAAGUGCACCUCUAAAACUAUCAGAACAAGGGUUCCAGUCCCAAAGAAUCUGACUAUGUCCUCAGAGACUCCAACAUCAGCUGAUCUCAGCUGGAGUCUGCAUCAGGGGAUGGAGCAGAUUCCACACAGCUUCCUGAUCUCCUACCACAGUGAAGGGACUGAACCACAGACCAUCUCUACAGAGUCCUGCAGCACAACUCUUACAGACCUGCAGCCAGACACUCAGUACACUGUCAGUGUCUGCUGUAAGCUCAGAGAUGGCAGAAGGAGUCAUGCUACUACACACAUCCAAACAGCUGUUCCUCCUCCUGGACCCAUUGAGUUCACCUCAGUGAAGCCAGACUCUCUGUGUGUGUGCUGGAGACCUCCUGAGGGACUGACUGGACCCCACAGAUUCAGGGUCUCGUGGACGGGUGAAGGAAUCCAAGAGCAUCUGGAAGUGCAGGACCUGAAGCUACAUGUUCAGGAGCUCACUCCAGGAGAGCAGUAUACAUUUACUGUGGCCACCCUCAGUGAUGAUGGCAGAUGCAGUCGAUGUGUGUCUGCAGCUGUGCACACAGAUGUUCCUAAACCAGAGUGUCUUGCUGUGGACAUGGAUCUCACAUCAGUGUCAGUGAAGUGGAGCAAACCAGCAGGAGUUGAUCAGGCCUCAUACUUACUGACCCUCCAUAGUGAUGGGCAAUGUCUACAGACCAUCUUCACCAAAUCAGCUCAGCACUGCUUUUCUGAGUUAGAGAUGGGGAAAGAACACUCCAUCACUCUUUCCACAGUGGUGAAAGGGUUUCAAAGGCAGUCCUUCACUAAAACCAUCAAAACAAGUGUUCCAGUCCCAGAGAAUCUGACUGUGGCCUCAGUGACUCCAAUAUCAGCUGAUCUCAGCUGGAGUCAACAUCAGGGGAUGGAGCAGAUUCCACACAGCUUCCUGAUCUCCUACCACAGUGAAGGGACUGAACCACAGACCAUCUCUACAGAGUCCUGCAGCACAACACUCACAGACCUGCAGCCAGACACUCAGUACACUGUCAGUGUCUGCUGUGAGCUCAUCGAGGGGGGAAGGAGUCAGGCUACUUCAACUGUCAUUCAAACAGCAGUCCCUCCUCCUGGGCCCAUUGAGUUCACCUCAGUGAAGCCAGACUCUGUGUGUGUGUGCUGGAGACCUCCUGAGGGACUGACUGGACCCCACAGAUUCAGGGUCUCAUGGACUGGCAAAGGAAGCCAGGGGAAUCUGGAAGUGCAGGACCUGAAACUACAUGUUCAAGACCUCACUCCAGGAGAGAAGUACACAUUUACUGUGGCCACCCUCAGGGAUGAUGGCAGACAGAGUCCAUGUGUGUCUGCAGCUGUGGAAACAGAUAUUCCUCCACCUGAGUGUUUUACUGUAGACAUGCAUCUACCAUCAGUGUCAGUAUCAUGGACCAAACCAGCAGGAGUUGACCAGGCCUCAUACUUACUGACCCUCUGCUAUGAUGGGGAAUCUCAGUCCAUUGUCACCAAGUCACUUGAGCACCGCUUUUCUGAGUUGGAAUUUGAGAGAGAAUACAACAUCACUGUGUCUACAGCACUAAAAAAUGGCCAGAGCAGCUCCAUCUCUCAAACCAUCAGAACAAGUGUUCCAGUCCCAGAGAAUCUGACUGUGGGCUCAGUGACUCCAACAUCAGCUGAUCUCAGCUGGAGUCUGCAUCAGGGGAUGGAGCAGAUUCCACACAGCUUCCUGAUCUCCUACCACAGUGAAGGGACUGAACCACAGACCAUCUCUACAGAGUCCUGCAGCACAACCCUUACAGACCUGCAGCCAGACACUCAGUACACUGUCAGUGUCUGCUGUGAGCUCAAAGAAGGGGGGACAAGUCUGACUACUUCAACACUCAUCCAAUCAGGUAGUUUUAUGCCUGAGGGAUUGUCCGUGGAUGCAUUGAAUGAGUCUGAUUUCAGUUGGAGUGCUGAUAUCAGCUGGAGCCUACCGCAUGGAGCCGACCAGAGUUCACACAGAUUCAAGGUCACCUACCACAUUGGAAAAGGUCCAAAUACCAUAACAAAGACGGCCUUUGCAGACUCAUGCAGCAUAACCCUCGAAGACCUGCAAUCAGAUAUUUGGUACACUUCCAGUGUCUCUACUGUGUUCCAAAAUGGAAGGGAGAGCAAAUCCACUUCUAUCGCCUUCCAUACAAGUGAUACAAGGAUCUUGGUGCUAGGAAAAUCAGGUGAAGGUAAAAGCAGUGCUGGAAACACCAUCCUGGGAGACAAGGUUUUCACUGUGGAUGCUUCUCCAGAUUCGCAAACAGUCAGAUGUGAAACAAAUAGUAGGAUAGUCAACGGGAGGAAAUAUACCAUAACUGACACACCCGGAUUCUUUGACAUAGACAGACCAGAGGAGGAGUUGAUACCUGAGAUAGCGAAAUGCAUCUUUGAUAAUGCUCCAGGCCCCCAUGUCUUUAUUAUUGUGAUGAGAGUAGGGAGAUUCACAACACUGGAGGAAAAGGUUGUACAGAAGAUUGCAGAAUUAUUUGCAAAAGAUACAUUCAAAUAUGCUUUGAUUCUUUUCACACAUGGUAGAGACUUGAAUGGCCAGACUAUCGAAGAAUUUGUGGAUAAGUGCAGUACCGUGCACAGAAAAGUUACUCUGAAGGACUUUGUAAAUAAAUGUCAUGGUCGGUAUCAUGUCAUAGAUAAUGAACACUGGAAUCAGGAUGAGGGUCCCAGUAGCAACAGAGCACAGUUAGUGAACCUGUUCGCAACCAUAGAAGACAUCGUUCAGGAGAACGAAGGGUGUUACAGUAAUGACAUUUCAUUGUUAGUAGUGCAAGCCAUACAACGAGAAAUGGAGUGGAUGAGGAAGCAUGACGGGGACCUAACUGACAGCGACAUCAGAGAGAAAGCCAAGAGCCGAGUCGAACGAAGAGUUUUGUUGAAUAGAUGUGCAGCUACAUUUCCAGCGCUGCUCUAUGCAGCUUUCAGUUUACAUAAGAUUUCAGGUUCUUCCAGGUAUGUCCACAGAGCAGCAGCUACGACAGAAUGUCCUAAUGAAACAGUAAAGGAGGCCUGUCGACUGCUGCGUCUCUUAUUGCAUGAGAUACCUGAAUGACAUUAUAUACCUGAAUGACAUUUUGGCAUCGUACAAAAACAGAUUUGAGCUGUUGGAUCAGCAUCCUGUGCAAGUGUAAAUUUCUGCACAUUUCUGUCCCAAUAACACGUUUUGGGUCAUUGUAUGGUUUAAUGGUCCAAUGAUGCCAAUUGGGGCAGGUCUCUUUGCACACUGCCUGAUCUUUUCCUCCGGAAUCUCAGUGUAGCCUCUUGCUUUAGUGUUACUGUUUACUUUGGUAGGUUUACUUUAGGUCACCAGGUCCCCCUGGUUGAAAAACAUCCCAAAAAAUACUUUUCUAACCCCCACAAUUGAAAUGGACAUAGUGUCAUUAGAAUUUAAUGCUUCUUUUUUGUAUGCCAAACUCAGGCCAUGUCCCUGGGUGAAAAAAAAAAAUCAGUGAAAGCUAAAUUCUUUGUCCAAGUGUGCCCUCAUAAAGGUUAGCUGAGUUGUGCAUGUUUGAAUAAGGGUGAUCCAUGAUCAGCAUCCAAGAUGACCAAGUGAUCCAUUUUGAGAUGGAGUGAACAUUUCAACCACCAAAACACCAUCCACAAUGUGGAGAAUAGCUAUAGAAAUAUAUUAGUUUUGCGUGUUUUUCAGACAAUGGGACCUGGUGAACUUCUCAAAAGUAAACGGUAACACUAAAUCAAAGGGGCAAAUUGAGGAUUUUGGAGGAGAAGACCAGGCUGUCUGCCGAGAGACCUGCCCCAAUAGCGGCAUUGGACCAUUAAACCACACAAUGAUCCAAAAUAUACAGCUAAACAAGGCAAGAAAUGGUUAGCCGAGAACAAUACCAACAUUUUAGAGUGGCCCAGCCAUAGUCCAGACCUCAAUACGUCAAAAAAGUGAGCACAAGGCCAGAGCAUGGUUCGAGUUACUGGGGGGGUAUUGGGGGGGUCCGCCCCCUAAGAUGAGACUUGGACCUCCUCAAAAGGGAUGAAAAUAAUAGUUUGGGAGGUACUGAAAAAAUGUAAUAAAAUGUAAUGUUAUCCGGCCCCAGCUGUGGUGCAACUGGCUGGGGCACCUGCACCG
This is a messenger RNA of Alosa sapidissima (American shad), 5974 nucleotides long. RefSeq names its product fibronectin-like. Gene Ontology annotation, molecular function: GTP binding; protein binding; zinc ion binding. The transcript is spliced from 18 exons. Lineage: Eukaryota; Metazoa; Chordata; Actinopteri; Clupeiformes; Clupeidae. Bases 50 to 4945 code for a protein of 1631 amino acids. The record is from RefSeq and is a predicted model, not a curated record.